AUGUUUCCCUUCUUGGGGUCAAUAUUGGCGUUGCUGUCUCAAGUCUUGUGCAAGACUUCUACCUCUAAAUGUGUCACCAGCAAUCCUCCUUCUUUUAAGCACAAGUAUUACUAUCCGGGAGAUCUCAUUAUUGCUGCGGUUACUUCUCAGCUCUACAUGGCAUCCAGCCAUAUAACAUUCAGAAGACACCCCUCUGAGGAGCUGUUUGAUGAGAUCAUUAAUUUCGUCGCAAAAUGGACUUCUCUUGCCUCUAUGGAGCUUCUUUCCACCCAUGACAGAUUUGUUCCCAACUACAAAUGUGAUGAGCAGAAUAACGUGGUAUCGGUUAUAGUUGGACCUAACUCUCAUAUUUUUAGUUUUGUAGCAACAGCAUUGCAUUUUUACAAGAUUCCACUGCUCACAUAUGGAUCUGCUCCAGCAGGGACCACAAAUUCCCAGUUUUAUUUCUAUCACCAAAUGUUUCCUGAUGAGUACCAUCAAAACGCAGGGAUCCUCCAGCUGUUGCUGAAUUUCAAAUGGACAUGGGUUGGAGUGAUUUUUUUAGGAGACGAGAGAGGGGAAAUGUUUGUUCAGCACGUGGUCCCCCUUUUCUCCCAAAGAGGCAUUUGUUAUGAUUUCAUACAAGAACUUCCAAGAGCAUCUUUCUUCACUCAGAUUGAUGAAAUGGUAACUAUGUGGGUUGAAAGGUACAAAUAUAUUGCACAGAGUACCGCCACUGUGGUGAUCAUCCAUGGUGAAAAUCAGGUCAUGAUCUUUUUGAGAAUAUUCCUCAAGGUUCUAGAAUUUGAGGAUGUACAAAUGAAGACAAAAGGUAAAGUCUAUAUUAUGAUGGCCCAGAUUGAAUUUACGACACUUCCCUUGCUGAAAGAUUGGGACAUAGAGAUUAUGCAUGGUGUGAUAUCCUUUGCAGUUUCCUCAAAGGAGAUACUAGGAUUCCAACACUUUCUCCAGACGAGGAACCCAACUUCCGAAAAGGAAGAGAACUUAAUCAGGAUCUUCUGGGAACAAGUGUUUCAAUGCUCCUUCACUAAUGCGAUCUCGAACGAAAACACUGAAAAAAUCUGCACCGGGGAAGAGAAGUUGGACACUCUUCCUGGGUCUGUUUUUGAAAUGAAUAUGACUGGCCAAAGCUACAGUGUCUACAAUGCAGUCUAUGUUGUAGCUCAUGCUUUGCAAACUAUGCAUUUAUCCAAGUCCAAACGCACACCAGUGGCAUAUAGCAGAAUGCUUGUGAAUCAACAGCUUUGGCAGCUUCACCACUAUCUGAGAAGUGUCUCAUUUAACAAUAGUGCUGGGGAAAAAGUUUCCUUUGAUAAAAAUGGGAAGAUAGAAGCUGGUUUUGACAUUAUCAACUGGAUCAGAUGCUCAAACAACUCCUUCAUCAGAGUUAAAGUUGGAAACCUAGACUCCAAGGCUUCCUCAAAUAAGUUGUUAAGGAUUUCAGUGGAUGACAUCACCUGGCCUAGCAUAUUUAACCAGACACCACCCCUUUCCUUGUGUAAUGAAAAUUGCCAUCCUGGGUAUAAUAAGAUAAAAUUGGAAGGAAAGCCCUUUUGCUGCUAUGAUUGUGUUGCCUGUCCCAGACGGAAGAUUUCAAAUCAAGAAGAUAUGGAUGACUGCAUUCAGUGUCAAGAAGACCAGUAUCCAAAUAAUGCCCAUAAUGUAUGUGUUCCAAAAUACAUAAGCUUCUUGUCUUAUCAGGAACCUUUGGGGAUCACUCUGGCCACUUCUGCUGUCUCUUUUUCAUUAAUCACAGUAUUGGUGCUUGGGAUUUUCAUAAAGUACUGGGACACCCCAGUUGUAAGAGCCAACAACCAAAAUUUGACCGUCACUCUCCUCCUUGUUCUUCUGCUCUCCUUCCUUUGCACCUUGCUAUUCAUUGGCCAGCCUCGGAAACUGACCUGUUUUCUUCGACACACUGCUUUUGCUGUCAUCUUCUCCAUGGCUUUAUCAUGCAUAUUAGCCAAGACUGUCGUAGUGAUUCUGGCAUUCUUGGCCACCAUCCCAGGGUCCAAGAUGAGGAAGUGGGUGGGGAAAAGGCUGAGCAGCUUCAUCGUUUCUUCAUGCUCCGUGAUUCAAGCAACGAUUUGCAUCGUGUGGUUGGCAACGUCUCCACCUUUCCCGGAUGUCGAUAUGCACUCAAUGAUUGAAGGAAUUGUACUAGAAUGCAAUGAAGGAUCAGCCAUCAUGCUCUACUGUGUCUUGGGCUUUAUGGGUCUGCUAGCCAUUAUCAGUUUCACGAUGGCUUUUCUUGCCAGGAAGCUACCCAGCAGUUUUAAUGAAGCCAAAUUCAUCACCUUCAGCAUGUUGGUCUUCUGCUGCGUUUGGCUGUCCUUUGUUCCAACAUACUUGAGCACCAAGGGAAAAUACACAGUAGCUGUGGAGGUAUUUUCCAUUUUAGCCUCCAGUGGAGGUUUGCUGGGCUGUAUUUUCUUCCCCAAAUGUUUUAUCAUCUUGGUGCGCCCAGAGUUGAAUAAGCAUGGGCAGCUUAUAAUAAAGGACAAAAAGAGAGUUAUUUAG
This is a messenger RNA of Pogona vitticeps (central bearded dragon), 2520 nucleotides long. Its product is annotated as vomeronasal type-2 receptor 26-like. The record is from RefSeq and is a predicted model, not a curated record. Gene Ontology annotation, molecular function: G protein-coupled receptor activity. Gene Ontology annotation, biological process: G protein-coupled receptor signaling pathway. Gene Ontology annotation, cellular component: plasma membrane. NCBI's taxonomy places the organism in Eukaryota, Metazoa, Chordata, Lepidosauria, Squamata, Agamidae.